Messenger RNA from Candidozyma haemuli, 1494 nucleotides. RefSeq names its product Edc3p (gene EDC3). Gene Ontology annotation, biological process: P-body assembly; deadenylation-independent decapping of nuclear-transcribed mRNA. The transcript has a single exon. The record is from RefSeq and is a predicted model, not a curated record. Lineage: Eukaryota; Fungi; Ascomycota; Pichiomycetes; Serinales; Metschnikowiaceae. Bases 1 to 1494 code for a protein of 497 amino acids. Gene Ontology annotation, cellular component: P-body. Gene Ontology annotation, molecular function: mRNA binding.
AUGACUGAGUUUCUCAAUUACGAGGUCACGCUUCAGUUCAAAGAUGGUACCGAUACGAAGGGUGUUAUUUCCCAUGUUGACGGCUCGCUGAUUACGCUUGGAAACAAGAACUACCCCAAUGUUCAAAUCAAGGAUUUGAAGGUGAACCAGUUACCGGCCGACUUUGCUAAAGAGCAGAAGAAGAAGAAAAAGAAGCCAUUGGAGCAAAUCGAUGAUGCCAUUGUUUCUGCUUCCAAGAGCACGACUAGAAGUGGCACGCCAAAACCACGGGAUGGGGUGCAACCUGAAUGGCCGUCCAACGUUCAAGAUAUCAAAAGCUCUGAGGACUUUGAUUUUGCUGCUAACUUGGCUAUGUUUGAUAAAGCUUCUAUUUUUGCUGACUUCCAGAAAAACGACAAGGUCAGUCUGCAAGACAGACUUGUGGGUCACAACAAGAAGGAGAAUGUUCAGAAACCAAAGAAGCAACCUCUGCAGAAUGAUAAAUUCGAUAAUGAUGAAAUGGUGAUCCCAGCUGGUAAACAGGAUAACUGGAAUAAUCUCGGAUCUUCCACCAAGAGACUCGCUCUGCCCUUGGAAGGAUCGAGAGCAAACAGCAUUCCAUCUCUUUUGGCAAGAGACCUGUUUACCGCUAAACCACACAAGUUUAUCUUCUCGGACAACUCAACCGUUCCCACAGCAUCACCAGUUCAGUUACUAGAGAUAGAAAGAAUCGCUGGUACCACUUUCGCUUACGACCAAAAGUCCAUGAUUGAAGCUACUGCCAUCAACUUAUACAACUUGGUGGUCAAGGAGAUUCUUGGAGGCGCUGUCCGUCUCAGUAACAGAAAGAACCACAAUUUGCCACCCUUGGUGUUGUUAUUGAUUGGCAAUGGCAGAUCAAGCAGCCGAGCUUUCGCUCUUGGGCGUCAUUUGGCGAACCACGGUGUUCGUGUUUUAGCAUAUGUGAUCAACGACGCUGACUUGGACGAUGAAACCCGUCGUGAGUCUGAAGUGUUUGAGAAGUUCGGCGGUAAGUGCAUUUCAGCUGAAUUCCCUGUCUUGUUGGACAUUUUGAAUAACCAACUUGAAACGCCAGUGGAAUUGAUCAUCGACGCCUUACAAGGUUUCGAAGGCCAUUUACUCGACAUGUUCUAUUCAGAAGAUAACCUCACAACGCUCAAGGAGCUUUCUCGCUGGGCAAACGAGCCAAAACAGAGAUCUAGAGUGUUAUCGCUAGAUAUUCCUUCGGGCAUUGAUGGUGGAUCUGGUACAGUGCUGGACCCUGAACUUCUCUUCCAGAGUCGCUACGUUGUUUCCCUAGGACUACCCAUCAGUGGCUUAUUGCAUGCUUACAACAACAGACUGAUUGGUGUGGGCCACGACGAAGUGUCUCACUACGUUGUUGACGCUGGCAUUCCUAAUGCCUUGUACAAUGUCAGAGCAAGUGUGAGAAAGUUCGACAAAUUCUGGUACUGCGCCGAGCUGUAUGUCCGUCUUGGAGUUGCUGAGCAGUGA